AUGUCUCGAUCAACAUCAGCCUCUGAUAGCAGCUACAGCAGCAGCAACAAAAACACAUUGAGUUUCUCAUCACCGUACAAAGUUCAAACAUUGGACCAGAUACCGACGCCAUUGCUGAAAUUGCUGGUCGUUCUCGGCCCCACAUUACAAAGCACUGCGAAAUUUGUCGACAUCCUCAUGUGGCGAACAAAGCAGCCUCGACAGUCUGUACUGCUGGUGUUGUUAUGGAUAUGCUUGUGCUUAUGGACCUGGCAAUGUCUGGCAUUUGGAUUACCUACUCUUGUUGUGUAUAAAUUAUCCCGCGAUUGGUUGUUUGUCAAGACGAGCAAGAGCCGCAGAGAAGCCAUGGAGAAGAAGCGUCAAGAGCAGCGACUAAAGCGUGAAGCCCAGCUGGAAGAGGACUACAGCGAUGAUGAGAGAAUCACUCAGCUUCGAUUGCAACAGCAAAAGGAGGAGGAAGAUGAAUUGAUCAGCCGUAAAAUUCGACCUGAUGGAGAGGUAUCGCUGGACGAUACGCUGGAGGAUUUAGCCAUUGUCAACACUUUUAUCGAUCACGUUCGUUUGCAGAUCAAGAGAAUGUUGAUACAUGUAGAUGGAACUCGUGCAGACACUGCUAUUAGCUGCCUCAGCGUGUUGCUGUAUACCUGGCCUUUGUGGAUCUUGAUUUGCUGGAUUGCUGGAGCUCAUUUAGUGAUGGCUGUCGCUGGUGCGUUGUUACUUGUAAGCCCCUCGCCUUGGUUCCACAUUAUUGUCAUGUCAUUACGUAACAAUAUCGUAUUGAAGCAUGCACUGGCCGCCGCGUGGGCUUAUGGCGUUGCAUUUAUUACGACAUCAUUAGCUAGUUGUACCUUCAAGAAAAAGGCGUCGAUUCAAAGAAAAAGGGAAAACAAGAAGGCUAAAGUCAAAGGCUGGAUUUCAUCCAUAUUGACCAGGGCCAAAUCAGAGAAAUCAAAAGCAUUGGGUGUCAUUGAAAGCAAGGAAAAGAUAGAAGAUGGAAACAAGGGCACUCGCAGUGAGAUGAUAUUCCAAUUCGAGGUGUAUGAGAAUCAGAGAUGGUGGCUAGGUGUGAAUUGGACAACCAACAUGAUGCCCAGCGAAAGAGGGCCAUGGACAGAUAAUCAGCUGAAGGCCAUCCCUCCCAAAGAAGAAUUUGAGUUGCCAGAGCCUACGCUUCAGACAGCCAUCAUCAACAAGGACGGCAAGCAAGUUGAGCGCACUACCAACAAAGUCUGGAGCUGGGCUGACGGAGACUGGUGGGUGGAUAUGACCGGUGAGAUCGACGGCAAAGUGGAUCACAAUGGCUGGGAAUACGGCAACAAUGCAUGGAAGCAAUUGAAUGGAACACCUGGUAUGCAGACAUUCACAAGAAGACGUCGUUGGUGUCGUAGAGCUAGACUGGUUGAGCGUGAAACUGAUCAAGAAUUACCAAACAGUACAAAUAGCAAUAAAAAGACGGUUUAG
Messenger RNA from Mucor velutinosus, 1461 nucleotides. RefSeq names its product nucleolar DEAD-box protein required for synthesis of 60S ribosomal subunit (gene DRS1). Lineage: Eukaryota; Fungi; Mucoromycota; Mucoromycetes; Mucorales; Mucoraceae. The record is from RefSeq and is a predicted model, not a curated record. Gene Ontology annotation, biological process: peroxisome organization. Gene Ontology annotation, cellular component: peroxisomal membrane. The transcript has a single exon. Bases 1 to 1461 code for a protein of 486 amino acids.